CGCUGUGAGAACAGCUCCCUGCCCGCAGGCCCGCAGCUCCCUGACUGCGUGGGACAGAGAGCUCUGGUGCUUGGGGGAAUGUUAUCCGCGUUUUUAUAGGUCUAUUUUAUACGUGACGUGUAGCGUAUCAACCUCAGCGUUUCUCUUCAGUAACCGCGGAUAACUUCACUAAAAGAGAAUGAUCUGCGCUCAGGAAUGGUUUCACGGUUAUCAGCCAACAGAACAGCGUGGAGCAGCAUAAUGCUGGCCCCUCUGACCGCAUGAGGAAACCCGGGGCAGGCAGUAACGCCUCCCACCCUUCUAAGCUCCGCCAUCCCCGCUCCCACAACCCUGCGCGGCGCUACGAGCCGGGCCCGCAGCCGCAGCUCGCCGCCCGUUGCUAGGCAGGCCCGGACGCGGCCGCCGCGCCUUGAUGCCCUCCCGGAGGCGGCCCGUGGUGUAAGGGGGGACGUGCUGCCCCGCUAUGGAGGGCGAUAAGAGAAGAACCAAAGAAGAUACUUGGAAAUCAGAAGAACUUAGGAAACAUCUUAGGGCAUCACAGCCAGAGAGUCAAAAUGAAGACAGAAAGCACAGAGAAAAGAAACUGCACAAAGAGAAGGCUGUUCAUGAAAUAGGCACUCAUAAAGAUGAACGCAAAGACAGAGGGAAGAGCAAGGAAAGGAUGAGAGAGAGACUGAGGUCUGUUGAAAGAGAUAGGGAUAAAACAAGAGAGAAAGGAAAAGAGCACCACAGAGAUCAAGACAGAGAGAGAUAUCAGGAUAAGCUUAAGCAGUCAAGUUUAGAGAAGGAAAGAUACAGUGUACCUAAAGACAGAGACAGGGAGAGCAAUAGAGAACGUGAUAAAACACAUAAAAGACAUGAGAUAAAGCCAACAGAUUUGCAAAAUAACCUGAAAUCAUAUGAAGGAAGAGAUAAAGAACAUCACAGAAGAAGAGAAAAAAGCAGGCAGCGUUUGGAGGAGAAAACAAGAGGUGAAGAGCGAGAAAGAAGACAUACAGGGAAGAAGGAUAAUCAUAUGAAAACCAGCAUUGGCACGUUUUUAGCAGACGAAGUUGGAAGAGGUGAACAUGGACACAAGUUACAAAAAGAAAAAGAAUUGGAUAAAGAAGAAAGAAGGAGAUACAGGGAAAAAAAAGAACAUGCCAUUAGGCAAGAAAAAGACAGACUUUCUAAAGAGAGAAGUCAUAAAUCUUACGCAAAGGAAGAGGAAGAAAGACAUAAGUCAGAGAGGUCUACAGAAGAAUAUUCCCAUGGAGACAGAGGACAACUGGCAGAAGACAGGAAGAGAGUAAAAAGUGGAGAAAUGGAAAGAAAGCAGCUUGAUCUUAGGAAGAGUGAACGCAGAACAGAGGAGGAAAAUCAAGGAGAAGAAAUGAGCCAUGAGCUUGUAAGGACUGGAAAAGAUAAAGGAAAAAUCAGUGAAAAAGAGAAAAGAGACGCAAGUCAAGAGGAAGUUAAAGAUACACACAUCUAUAAUUCAGACCCAGAACUGGGUAACUUUUCAGCAGAUUAUGAAGAUGAUUUUGAAGAUUAUGAAGAUGAUUUUGAUGAUUACGAUGAAGACAAAAGUGAAGAAGGAGAUACAAGAGACAAACAAAGAGAGAUUCAUUUUUCCAAAACAUCAGAAAUUGAAGAAAUUCAAAGAGCGAUUAAUGCAGAAAAUGACAGAAUCUGUGCUUCACUGCCACAGAAAAUCAAAAAUGAAAAACAGGAACCAGUCAUGGAAACGCAAUGCCCUCCUGAGAGAAACUCCUUUUGUGGAAUAUUCAUGGAUUUCGAAACAGCAAAUCGAAGACAAAGUAGCCAAAUUAUGGCUAGUAAGCAGAAAAAACGGAUUGCAGAGCUUCUCCCACUGAUUGAUCUGGACUUCUCAGUUAGUUUUUCUUUAUUGGAUUUGCCUCCCGUAAAUGAAUAUGACAUGUAUAUUAGGAACUAUGGUAAAAUGAACACUAAGCAGGCCUAUGUUCAGUGUAAUGAGGACAAUCUUGACAGAGACGUUCAGACUGAGGAGGUUGAGACACUGGAGAAAUGGACACAGCAUCCAGGGGAAAGUGCCCUUGUAUCUGGAGGUCCCAUUAAUGGCCAGGAGAUGUCAGCAAAUGGAGCUCAAGCACCCAAAAUCGAUUCACUAAGAUUAGCAAAUUUCCUUCGAUCAGCAGGCCAGGUGAUUGCUGUUUUGCUAGAGGAAGAUCAAGCUGCAGCGCAACCCGGAUGGAAACUAAGAUCUCAACAAACCAGUCUGUCUAUUAGUGAUAGCUGUUUCCAGUUAAAUACUAACCAACCAUUCCUCCAUGACCGGAAAAUAUCCUGCCUAUAUGUCUCUCAAGUUCAGAGGCAGGCACUGCUUUCUGUUCAUGGAUUACCUGAUAAGGCAGGUGUUGCUUUACUGGACAGAAAGAGCAUCAUAUGUGUUUGGAACAUCUGGCAGCCCUCCAGUCCUCAGAAAGUUUUAAUAUGUGACUCUGAGGUCUUAUGUUGCUGCUUUAGUCCCAGUAAAACAACGUUAGUUUUUGCUGGAACAGUAGAUGGCUCUUUGUUGGUGUGGGAUCUUCGAGAAGACACAAGAAUGCACCCUCAUGUCACAUUCAGUGGAACUGACUGGACAUUUAGGGUUCCAACAUUUUCCACUGAUGGUAUUUUAAAUUCAGUCAACCAUACCUCUCCUAUAGUAGCAGUGGAACCUGUCUCAACUCCUCUCUAUGCUGAUCAGAAUUAUGGGCUCACCAGCCUCUCUCAUCAGGAAGAAAUGUCAGGCCCUCCAUUUCAGAUAGCUUCAAUGGAUGAAAAUGGAAUCCUCAAUACGUGGGUAGUUGUAGAAUUACAGAAAGUGGAUUUAGCUGGUUCGCAAACUGAUUUAGGCUUAAUUCCUGGAGGGAAAGUGAAGUUAGUACAUAGCUCUACCAUGGAGUUGAAUAAAAGUCUUUUCCCAAAGGAUGUGCUCCUGAGGAUGCCCCAGAUGCUGAUGGUUAAAUUUCUGCCAUCUGAUCCAAAUCAUUUCAUUGUUGGAACAAAUGUUGGUCUGGUAGGCCAUGGUACAAGACAUGAUUUAAAAGUUCUUCCAAAGCUAUUCAGACCCCAGGAGAGUGGGAUGAGAUCGAUAAACAUCAGUGCAAUUGAUUUCUUCCCUUUUGGAAAGUCACUCUUUUUGGUUGGCUGUUCAGAUGGAAGCAUUAGAUUACACCAGAUGACAUCAGAGUAUCCCCUCAUGCAGUGGAAUGGCAGCACAAAUGGCCAGCCAGUUAUUGCCCUGCAAUGGGCUUUAACCAGACCUGCCGUGUUUUUUGUCCUCGAUGCAUCAUCUAAUAUUUACAUCUGGGAUCUUCUGGAAAAUGACUUGUUUCCUGUGGCAAAGCAAACUAUUCCAUCAGAGAAUGUUAUAACUAUGGCUUUGCUUGGGGAACCAGAAAAACCAAAUGGAUUGUUAGGCAUUGUGCUGGCCAACAACUCUGGAGAGAUCGACGUUCACUGUGUGAAGAAGAAAUGGGCAUUACCUCAGCCUGAGGAAUCUGAACAACUAAAUCGGAUCCUGUUGAGGUCGUGUUAGAAGCAGAAAAGUUUGGUGCAAAAUAUUUAUGAUUUUUUUAUUGUAUUAAAAAGAUUCAUAGCAUAAUUUUGUAUAUUACUUGUACAUAUUUUAAAUAAAAUCUGUGCAUUAUUUUAGUUGAAAAUAUAUAUUUUAUCCUAAAAAAUGAAAGAAUCAAGUUUUGCUUAUUAUGCUAAAAAGAUGGUCUGUAUUUCUGUGUGGAAAGAAUUCUAGAUUUGUAUAUUUUCCAAAAAUUCCUAAAAUAUAUUCCUAUAAAUUACACCCCUGUUUUCCAUUGUUCCAUUCAGAAGUGAAUGUUUGCAAUCCUUCAUUUGGCAGACAUAAAAUUUUCCCUUUGUCUAAA
Coturnix japonica (Japanese quail) is the source of this 3887-nucleotide messenger RNA. RefSeq names its product dynein 2 intermediate chain 1 (gene DYNC2I1). Gene Ontology annotation, molecular function: dynein heavy chain binding; dynein light chain binding. The record is from RefSeq and is a predicted model, not a curated record. Gene Ontology annotation, biological process: intraciliary transport. Lineage: Eukaryota; Metazoa; Chordata; Aves; Galliformes; Phasianidae. Gene Ontology annotation, cellular component: cytoplasmic dynein complex.